This is a messenger RNA of Drosophila hydei, 768 nucleotides long. RefSeq lists its product as uncharacterized. The record is from RefSeq and is a predicted model, not a curated record. Lineage: Eukaryota; Metazoa; Arthropoda; Insecta; Diptera; Drosophilidae. The transcript is spliced from 3 exons. The coding region runs from base 1 to 768 and encodes 255 amino acids.
AUGAAAACGCCAAAUGCUCUGUGGGCCAUUGCCCUGAUUGGACUAAGCUGUCUGCUGACAACAGUGGCAGGUGGUCGCCUUGCGCUUCGUUCUUUGUCGCCGCAGGAGCUGCGCUCCGCGCUCGUCGAGGCGGGCGUCGAUGAAGCUCAGCUGGCGCCCAUGGGCCGUGUCACUCCCUCAGCCGUAGCAGGACUGGGCGGCUAUGCGCUGGGCCUGUCAAAUGGUUUGGGCGGCGCCCUGAUCUUUGACCUGAUCACCUCCAAUGAGACUGCGGCCUAUGUCAACAACCUGAUCAACUCGCUGAACACGACAACAACCGACACCAGCAGCGGAGGAGGCGGCUCCACGCAGGAAGUUUGCUUCCAAAGUCGCAGCUUGAAUGGCGAUCAGCUGAAGGCACGCGCCAACGAAGAGUACGCGGAUGCGACUGAUGAUCACGAUCUGUACGACUAUGAAGACGAUGACGACGAUUCGAGCUUGGGUCGCCAGGCCACAGACUACUACUACUCGGACUACGAGGACCCGAUUGGCGGCGCUGGCGGAGUCACAUGCAUUGUGGUCAAUAGAGGACGUGCCAUACUGCGACAUCGACGAAACGCCGAACUAACAGUGGAGCAACUGAGCAAAAGCCAACCAGAAAAGGAGACGCCACCAGCAUCAAACCUGAGUUUUCGUUUCCUAUCCGGAUACAUGCAGGUGGUUCUUGGCGGUGCCCAGUGGUUCAUAUCGGCGGUUGGGCCUUGGCCAAAUGGCCAUUGCAUUAGCUGA